AUGGACAACACAAGUAGCAUCGCCGGCUUACAAGGUAAUUUAAAUGAUUCAAAGAAUGGCACGUUCUUCUAUACGCCGUCGCCGAUCGGACCCGACUUCUUUACAGCAUACAACAUUUAUUUAUACCUCAUGAUCACUCUUGGUGUGCUCGGUAACCUGAUUGUGCUAGCCGUAUUCCUCUGUAACCGCCCGUCAAACACGACCGACUGGUUCAUACUGGCUAUAACCAUCUGUGAUUUCAUCUCUUCGGCUGUAAAUAUUCCAGUCUAUGCUACAUUCACCAACGGAUACUGGCGAGUCUAUGGAACAACUCUGAUAUGUCGACUUCAUAUGUUUUUAAGUCAGUCUAUUGUGCUAUCCUCUGCCUUCUUGAUUUGUGGACUAGCUUUGGACAGGUACUUGAAGAUUUGCAGACGUCUCUCAUCCUUUACAACAACGCGCGCGCGCAACGCUUGUUUUCUCAUAACUGCGUCAACAACACUUUUGUCAAUACCUUCCUAUGUUAUGUAUGAAAAUCGAGCUGGCCGGUGUGUAUCAAUUGUCAUGAAUUCAACACUGUUCUCAUACUAUUUCUUUGUUUUCAUGAUAUUUGUAUUUGCUACAAUUGUUGUCGUGUUUUCCUACUGGAAAGUUACCAAAGCAGUUGUAUUUAGUGAGUCAAAUAUUGCAAGACAUACUAUGAACAGAAACACAGAAAACGGAUACAGUACCUUCUGCUGCUGUUUUUCCUCUAACAACAGAGUCGUACCGGCACAAUCUACAUCCAACAUGUCUCGUAGCGGGCUUUUUAAAGACACUGUUGUAAAUACAACAUGUGAACAAUCAUCAAGUAUUGCACACACAGAAAACGACAAAGACCAUCUCAAUGUAACAAGGCCAAAAGACACGACUGCCGCAAAUCUUCAAGGGCAAGUUACAACCGUUUCCGGUCAGUUUGCAGAUAAGACCUAUAACAAAAAUCAGCAUAUUUCAGCAAAAACCGACAAGCAAUCACAACUACAUAAUUCAGCAAGUUUGAGAACAACAAAAAUUUCGUUUUUAGUGUGUUCUGUAUUCAUUUUGUCUUGGAUACCACCAUGGCUAAGCUUUGUCCUUGCGUCUUUUCCUAGUAUGACAUCCAACUUGAAUGUUGUAAAGUUCAUGAUGUUUGGAAGAAUGACGUAUCUGAUAAAUGGAUUCUCAAACCCGAUCAUAUAUACAUUGCUGAACAAAAAGUUUCGAAGACGUAUUGUUAAAAUAUUUUGUCGCCACAAUUUGUAA
Molecule: messenger RNA, 1260 nt
Organism: Ruditapes philippinarum (Manila clam)
Lineage: Eukaryota; Metazoa; Mollusca; Bivalvia; Venerida; Veneridae
Product: alpha-2Db adrenergic receptor-like
Exons: 1
Coding region: 1-1260 (419 amino acids)
Biological process (GO): neuropeptide signaling pathway
Cellular component (GO): membrane
Molecular function (GO): neuropeptide receptor activity
Source: RefSeq, a predicted model, not a curated record